This is a messenger RNA of Parascedosporium putredinis, 845 nucleotides long. NCBI's taxonomy places the organism in Eukaryota, Fungi, Ascomycota, Sordariomycetes, Microascales, Microascaceae. The record is from the annotation of a GenBank genome assembly.
AUGAUCACUCUCCAAAGCCACCACUGCACUUUUCCCACCAAAACUCACUUCACGGAUGCGCCCCAGCCCACUCUCCUUGUCGAUCUUAACAGCCUUGUCCAAUGCGGAUCCCUUAUCGAGAUCCCCUCCCUCCCCGACCAUCAUCCCCAAGACCGCCACUUCUCUUCCCGCUGCCGUCGCCGCCCUUUUGCAAUUUCUGACUACGCCACCCCCCAUGGCCUCCCGGACUCUACCGUCGUGCUCUCGGGCGCGGGGCUCUCCGUCGCGAGCGGUCUGGCCGACUACCGUGGCGUCAACGGCACAUACCGCGUGAAUAAAUCGUACCGGCCCAUCUACCACAACGAGUUUUUGGCUAGCCAUCCUCGCGGCAACGGUACUGGGCGAGGAGCUUCCUGGGCUGGUCCUCACUUCACAAAGCAGCACCUAACGCAGGCCAUCACGCUAGCUUCACGGCUACCUCCGCUCCACGGUCUGCACGACCUGCCGCGAAGAGUUUCCCGCGACGUCUUUCAGCACGAGCUUGCCAGGCUCAAUCCCGCCUGGGAUGAUUUUAUGAAGGAGGCCGUAGCCUCAGGGGCACUAAAUACAGAGGUCCCCCACAAUGCGAGGAUAAAGGGACUCAGGACUAACCCAGAUGGUGACGUGGACCUGGCCGACGCACCAUACACAACGUUCCGCUACCCUCCCUGCCCGAGCUGUUUGGCCGAAGCACCUAGGUUGUUUAGGAGGGACGAGCUCCUCGUAGAGACGGACGAUGAUGGCGCUUGGAAGGCCGGCAGCACGGCUGGUAUCCUAAAACCGGCGGUCAUCAUGUUUGGAGAGAGUAUUCCCCGAGGGUCAAGAUG